Molecule: messenger RNA, 1238 nt
Organism: Gadus chalcogrammus (walleye pollock)
Lineage: Eukaryota; Metazoa; Chordata; Actinopteri; Gadiformes; Gadidae
Product: cytochrome c oxidase assembly factor 1 homolog
Exons: 5
Coding region: 112-585 (157 amino acids)
Biological process (GO): mitochondrial respiratory chain complex I assembly; mitochondrial respiratory chain complex IV assembly
Cellular component (GO): mitochondrial inner membrane
Source: RefSeq, a predicted model, not a curated record
UUGUAUUCGUUUCCGGGUGGAUUGACAACACGAGUGUUGCUGUUUGGGUUUGGGGGAGAUGAAUAGUGCUCGUCCUUAUCGCGCUUGAGUGUAUAACCACAGACUGCAGUGAUGAGAAUUUCUACGCAUAAACUGCAGCAGCUGACGAUCUUCACCACUGUUUUGACCGGUGGAGGAAUCUGUACCAUGUACUACCUGAUGCAGAAGAACUUUGCCAAAUCUGAAUACCAUCGCUUGGCUGUGGAACGCCUGGAGAACCACCCCGAGGCGAUGGAAGGACUGGGGGCUCCCCCUCUGAAGGUCCACAACAUCCACCUGUCGGACAAAGAUAACCGCAUCGACCAGAACAUCGCCAAGGUGAAGAUCCCUGUGACGGGAUCAAAAACUGGAGGAUAUCUGUAUACAAUUGCAUCCAAAGAUCCUGCUACAAAUGGAUGGCAGCUGAAGCUGGCCACGCUGCAGCUCAGGGAAGGACAGACUUUUGAUUUGUUAACCGGCCCAGAGCAGCCCUCUGUCCCCGUAGAGCACCAGGCAGAGACACGGGAGUACGAUGUGGAUCUGGACCAGAGCAAAUGGUCUCGAUGACGAGCUGUGAAGCCCACCUCAUGCAGAGAAGUGUUGAUACAAUAAUUAUUAAACGUCAAAGCACAUGCUUAAUGACUGCUGAGUGGAAUACCACCUCUAUUGCAUCUGGGGGGAAAGAGAGAUACUGGACGAUCAUCUUCUUCUUCUUCUUCCACGACUCAGAGGAAGAGCAGGCACACGUUCAACCUAUGAACAAUUGGAUGGAUGUCCCCAUCUCAUCACUAAUGAUUGCAUUUGACUUGUGACCCUGGGGGCAUUGUUUGAACUGAGUGUUGUUGUAAAAUAUAAAUGAAUGUAAAUGUAAAGGGACUAUAUUAAAUGUUUUUUAAUGCAACAGUCUCAAGACUAGUGUAAACACAAGAUUGUAUCAAAACGUAAUUUGUGCUGCUUUGAUGAGGUUAUCAUUCAGGUUUUAUCGUUAAUAUGUCAAACCGGAUUUCAUCCGUCCCACUUUAUGGACAAUGUGUAGCUGCCACGCCUAUUAACAUCAAUGCUGAAUAAUCUCUUCAAUGUGGGACACAGAGACAAGAAACCAAACGAUAACAUACUGUUUACGUUUAAGACGCACGAUUUACGUAUUUGCGGUAGAAUCUUUGCCGUAAUUAAAUUCAGCAUCCGGAAUGAGACAACAGCUGACUGUAUCUUUGAACGAA